Molecule: messenger RNA, 1548 nt
Organism: Klebsormidium nitens
Lineage: Eukaryota; Viridiplantae; Streptophyta; Klebsormidiophyceae; Klebsormidiales; Klebsormidiaceae
Source: the annotation of a GenBank genome assembly
AUGGCCGAUCUGGAAGGGGACAGCGAGGUGAUCUGCUUUGGCAGGCUGCCCCACGACAAGCUAGUGCUCCUGGCCAGGCACGUGCUCUCGCAGGAGGGCCUGGUAGCAUCGGACAGAGAGGUGGAUGAGGCCUGCCGUGCGGCGGAGGGAGACGCCAGGUCCAUGCUGAACGUCCUGCAGAGCGGGCUGAAGGGCUCUACGGACAAGGCAGAGUCUAUGCUGGAGAGCGCCUGCCACCUGCUCUACCCUGACAAGCCGGUUUCCACGGGCGUGCUCUUUAAGGCGACCUCCGAGGACGUCCUUGGAACGACAUCUGCCUACUUUGAAAACUACCUGGACACCCCGGAGCUAGCUCCUGACGGUGCACAGCUUCUGUCUGCUGCGGACAUGGUCGAAGCACGGCUUUUCCAGAGGCAGGAUUGGGACCUGCUGCCUUACGUGGGGCUCAUAGGCUGCGCCUCGGCGUUGUCGAGGCCCGUGAUCAGCCAGAGGCCCUUGCCAAGGAGGCUUGGUAAGCGGUCCGAAGACACGGGCACGCGCAGUCUGGGCCGCGGGUCUACACGAAAUAAAGCAGCAUUCAUAAGCGUGAAACAGAAGCAAGAGUCCUCCCUGAGGCCGCAGCUGCUGCUGGAAGGACACGGCGAUGCCAGCUUGGAACGGCUGGCGUUCCUGGAGCACUGCUUGAGAAGCUUCCCAUCGGCGGUCGAGCGCAAGGAUCUGCAGCGGCUGCAGAGGGUCCCGUACAUGGUAGCCGAGAAGACUGACGGCGUUCGGUACCUUCUAGCAGUCGUCGGCGGCUCUGCAGCACUUGUUGGGAGGAACAUGGCAACUAUAGGUGUCAGCCUGGCAGGGGGCAAGCUCGAAGGUGACCUCCUGCUGGAUGGAGAGCUGGUCAGCAUGAAGAGGGACCCUACCAGCAGGCUCUUUGUAGUUUACGACGCCUUGAGAACCAGCCGGGGGCAGGUAGCGUCUCUCACCCUGCGGGGGCGCUUGGAGGCACUGACGCAAGAUUUCUUCGACAAGGCGCAGCAGGGCUGGACGCUGGUGCUCCCAAACCACCGGAAGGUGCCUGUGCAGCGGAAGGGGCUGGUUCCGUUUCAAGAGGGGUACGCGUACUCCCAGACAGUGGCCCCUGCACUGCCGUAUCAUUCGGAUGGUCUUGUCUUCACGCCAGUGGACGAGCCGAUCCGUUACGGCACCUGCCCCACGCUGUUUAAAUGGAAGGUUUUGGAAGCAAACACGGUCGACUUUCUGAUCGAUCAUAAUGGCAGCCACUAUACACUGUCUCUCGUGGACAGGGGCCGUGAAGUUGCGGUGGCGGAGACGUGUCUCGCCGAGGGAAGCAUCAUCAAAAUGAUCGUGGACAUGGACAUACAGCAGGGGAAGCGUCCGAUCUACGAGUGUGCUUGGGAUCCGAGGAGCAACACCUGGCAGCCGCGCAAGGCAAGGCGGGACAAGGCUCAGCCAAACAGCAUCAUGACAUUGAGAGCAACAAUCAAAAACCUGGAAGAAGAUGUCAGGCUCGAGGAUAUAUUCCCGAGAGUGUAA